GUAUUUAAAUACUCGUUUGGUAGAUCGAGUCUCAGUAGUCUUCCAUCGGACUACUCCUGUCUUAGACAGGCGUUAGGGAAUAGGUAGUUUUUAUGACAGAUUAAUUGUUCAAGUUUUUUACUUGUAUUGUUUUUAUCCUUUCCAUUAGAAUAAUAAUGUUUUUACAGAUAAUUUCAAAAUACUAGUUUACCUUUUAUGAAAAUAAUCAAGCAUUAAAUUGUCAACAUUAACUGCAGUGUAUUUCAAUUUAAUUAAAUAAAUCUAUAUAAAAUGUACCGUUAUUCAGAAAGUAGUAGUAGUGACAGUGAUGGAUUAAGUGGGAAUGAGAAGACAGUUGAUCUAUCACAUCGAUCACUUGAUUUUCAGACAUUAGCUCUCUAUUUUGAUGAAUACAAAAAUUCGGAAGAAAAUGAAUUUAAUCCUGAAGGAGUUCAUACCUUAAUAUUGUAUCAAAAUCAUUUAGUUGACGUACCUACUAAUAUUGCCAUAUUUCGCAACCUAAAAGUUGUGGACAUAAGCAGUAACAGACUUAAAAGGAUUCCUGACAUAUUACUCUCAUUUCCUCUCACUUCUCUAAUAGCAAAAAACAAUCUUCUUGAAAACGAUUCAUUACCAAAGUCAUUUGAAUCAGUCAGCAAAACUUUGACAAAUUUUAAUCUUAGUGGAAACAGUUUGACUUAUUUUCCUCCACAAAUACUGGAAGCCAAGAAUUUGUUAUAUGUGUAUCUUGGUGGCAAUAGGAUUGAAGAAAUUCCUAAUGAAAUCUCUAAUCUGUCAAGGCUCCAAGUUCUAAGUUUAGGUGGAAACCAUUUGAGUGAUAUACAUCCUGCUGUCGGUCAGUUGAAAGAUCUGAAAGCUCUGAUUUUGAGUGACAACCAGUUGGAAAGUUUACCAGCAGCCAUUGCCAACUUAAAAAACUUGAAAACACUACAACUGCACAAAAACCGACUUAGGACAUUACCAACUGAAAUAAUUUCUUUAAAAUGUCUGUCCGAGUUGAGCCUGAGAGAUAACCCUCUGGUGUGCAGUUUUGUGAAUGACAUGACCUAUAAUCCUCCAAGCCUAUUGGAAGUUGCUGCAAGGUCAAUCAAGGUCAACAGGAUACAGUAUGAUGCACGAGACUUGCCCUACAGUCUGCGUGAGUACCUCAACAGCGCUCACCACUGUGUCAAUCCCAAAUGCCAAGGUGUGUUUUUCGACAACCGAGUGGAGCACAUAAAAUUUGUGGAUUUCUGUGGUAAGUACAGAGUCCCUCUGCUCCAAUACCUGUGUUCGAGCAAAUGUAUCAUGAACAAUACGGCCAUCCAGCACCAUGGUCAUGCCGACAUGAUGAAGAAAGUACUUCUGGGAUAGCAAACAACAUAAUAUUACCUGAACAAAAAUACUCAUUUAUGUUAUUAUUACACUGUAAGGAAAAGGAAAUACUAUUAUUUAUAUUGUUAUAAUCAAUGUCUGAUUAGUUUUUGCUGAAUCCAAAGUCAUUCAAAGAGAACGUUUCGGUCUUCACUAUUGUAAAAUUUUAAAUCAUGACAAUGUACUACUGAACUUCUAAUGCCAUUUAGUAAAACUUCUCAGAUAAUAUUAUGCAAAAGCCUUUAAAUUGAUUUCCAAUUGGUUAUUCUUAUUUUAUACCAGUACCUGAUAAAAGCUGUGAUUGUUAAAACGUUUUAUAAAAAUAUUUAGUAUUUACUUUAAAAAAGCAUUAUGUUAUACCAAUUUUGCCUCAUAUCCAACUUAUAAAGUACUUUCCCAUGUUUUAUUAACCUGUAAAUAUAUAAAAUGUUAUCCUUAGCACUAGACUGAGGAAAUCUUUUACUUCUACUGAUUAAUAAUGAUUAGAUACUUUAUAAUAAUUUCAAACUAGAUUUAGUUUCGACUGAUUAUUACCUGUUCUUUUUAUGUAAGGAUAAAUUUGCUUUAAUACAAGCUUUCGUCAUGUCUUAAUUUGCUUCAUUGAAACUAACUUCAAACUAAAAAUAUAAUAUUGGACAACAUGCAAUGUCAGUAAGCAACACACUGUGGAUGUGAAUGUAAUUUCACAAGUGUCUGUCACUUAAAAAAAGUAAAUUACCUGUACUGUAUGAUAAACUUAAUUAUUCGGUUGAAAUUAAAAACAAACAAAAAUUGAACACAAAGCAUGUUUUUACUCUCUUUAGCAUAUAUUAAAAUUGUUUAUGUCUAUCGAUCUUUAUUUAGUUAAAUAUAAAGUAAAAAAUCCCCAUUUUAUUUUGUUCAUAUUGUCUUCUUGUAUCAGUAACUGUCCUCUGUUUGUUACAUUAAGCUUCAAAAGAUGUUAAGAUUAGUUAAUGGCUGUUAGUAAUGCUUGUGUUCCCGGCUCAAAAAGUAUGUAAUUUUCAUUAAUUUUUAAUUCUGUUUGUUCUGUGUUUGGAAAUAGUAUUGGUUUUUUACUGUUUGUUUAUCUAUCGAUCAUAUUUUUGUAAGACUAAUGUCUUUUUGUAUUGAAUAUUUUUUACUUAAAUAAUAUUAUUUCUGUGUUAUUUUUUCAAGUUUUCAAUAAAAGUUGAAGUGCCUUACAAUUUUGUGCCAUAAAAAUGUUAUUAAUGAA
Molecule: messenger RNA, 2566 nt
Organism: Homalodisca vitripennis (glassy-winged sharpshooter)
Lineage: Eukaryota; Metazoa; Arthropoda; Insecta; Hemiptera; Cicadellidae
Product: leucine-rich repeat-containing protein 58
Exons: 4
Coding region: 271-1353 (360 amino acids)
Molecular function (GO): protein binding
Source: RefSeq, a predicted model, not a curated record